AUGAAGGGAGAGAAAAUACCAUCUCUUCUCAUCUAUUUAUUCCACAUAGGUGCUACAUUUUGGGAACAGGAAACAGUAACAGGGCUGUUUUCCAAGGACUGCAUCCUCCCUUGUUCUUUCCCACCUGGAGAUGAUGAAGUAAUUUACUGGAAGAAAGGGGACAAAAGUGUGCACAGCUACUACUACCAGAGUGAUCAGCUGAAAAGACAAGACCCAGAUUAUAGACACAGAACACACCUUUUCCAUGAGAACAUUCCUAGUGGAAACGCCUCCUUGAAACUUAGUAACUUGACCUUGACUGAUGAGGGCCCUUAUAGUUGCUAUGUGGGAACACAGCAAAAUAAAACAGAAGUGGAAGUCACACUGCGUGUAAGAGUUUCCUCUCAUUUUGCACUGGAAUAUCAUAAAACAGACACAAAAAGGAUGCUGAAGUGCUAUGCCUUUCUCACUUACCCAGCACCACAUAUAUCUUGGGUACAAGGCAAUACGUCUAUCCAAGAAACAGAGCAGGAGGAAGCCAGGGUUGGAGUUCUCUAUUCUCUUAGAAGUGACCAGAACAUUAUAAACACAACUGAUCCUUAUUACUGUAAUAUUCGUCUCCCUCAUGAAGAGUGGACUGCUGAAUGGAAAAUGCAAGACCGGCUGUCUAACGUGGAAGGAAGUAGCACUGCAAUUCCUUGUGAAUUCAGCAAUUACACUGCAAACACUGAGGGUUUCAGUGUUGUCUGGACUUUACACGGAAAUGCAGUGAUCUCAGACCUGGCCUCCUUCAAUGGUACAUCUCACUCUUACCAACCUCGAGUCCAGAUUAACCAAAAUGACUUUUCACUGAUGAUUCGUGAUCUUACUGCGAGCGACAGUGGAGAAUAUCUGUGUAAUAUUUCAACACCUCACUACACAAAACUUACUGUGAGAACUUUGCAAGUUGAAAAUUCAGGUAACACUGGGAAAAUUGUGCUAGGAGUGAUCGUUGCACUGGUGACGGUAGGAGUCUGUCUCUGCAUCUUGUUCAAGGAGACAUUUUACAAUGGUUAG
Molecule: messenger RNA, 1035 nt
Organism: Antrostomus carolinensis (chuck-will's-widow)
Lineage: Eukaryota; Metazoa; Chordata; Aves; Caprimulgiformes; Caprimulgidae
Gene: HHLA2
Product: HHLA2 member of B7 family
Exons: 6
Coding region: 1-1035 (344 amino acids)
Biological process (GO): cell surface receptor signaling pathway; immune response; negative regulation of T cell proliferation
Cellular component (GO): external side of plasma membrane
Source: RefSeq, a predicted model, not a curated record